Nicrophorus vespilloides is the source of this 2270-nucleotide messenger RNA. It is a transcript of the gene bib, whose product is annotated as neurogenic protein big brain. The record is from RefSeq and is a predicted model, not a curated record. Gene Ontology annotation, cellular component: plasma membrane. The transcript is spliced from 4 exons. The coding region runs from base 188 to 1870 and encodes 560 amino acids. Gene Ontology annotation, molecular function: water channel activity. Lineage: Eukaryota; Metazoa; Arthropoda; Insecta; Coleoptera; Silphidae. Gene Ontology annotation, biological process: transmembrane transport.
AAUUUCUUGUUGCGCUGCAUUCUGCACUCACUCAUCGGUAGUCGAGCAAGCGGCCAAGUACAAGUACACCAAAGUACAAUUGAACUCUGUGCAAUAAUAGUUAUGUACUAAAGUGGCAGUGAUUGUUAUUUAAGCUUUGAUAUUGUUGUUGUUGUAUCCGAUACCAGAAAGACAAACGGACAUCGAGAUGGCAGAGGAAAGCUUACAUCUUCCGAGCGAUGACAACCGCAGCAUCGACUAUCAUAUCGUGACACUCUUGGAUAAGAUCGAAACAAUGAGAUCGGAUAACUUAAACACUAAAAAAAAAGUCAAGGUACCAAUACAGAUCGAAAUACGCACUCUGGAGUUCUGGAGAUCGGUGACUUGCGAGUGUCUGGCCUCCUUCAUCUACGUGCUGAUCGUCUGUGGUGCAGCCGCAGGCUCUGGAGCUGGAGCAUCUCUAUCUUCUGUUCUCCUGGCCACCGCGCUUUCGGCGGGCUUCUGCAUGACCACUCUCACGCAAUGCUUUGGACACAUAUCAGGAGCUCACGUAAACCCAGCCGUUUCCAUAGCCAUGGGCAUCACCAAGAAGAUUUCCGUGCUGAGGGCUUGCAUGUUCGUACUCUCCCAAUGCGGAGGAGGCAUCGCCGGAGCAGCUUUCCUCUAUGGAGUGACAGUUCCUGGUUAUCAAGGAAACUUGGCUGCAGCCGUUGGACACACAGCAAGCGUAGCCGCAUGGGAACGUUUCGGCGUUGAAUUUAUCUUGACGUUCGUCAUUGUCCUCACGUACUUCGUUUCCAUGGACACCUCUAGGAGAUGGACGAAUAAUGCGGGCAUCACCAUAGGCGCCGCUUACACGGCUUGUACUUUUGUUUCUAUGCCGUACCUAAAUCCGGCGCGAUCUUUGGGUCCUGCCUUCGUCCUCAACAAGUGGGAUAACCACUGGGUGUACUGGCUAGGCCCUUCAGUCGGUGGAGCUGUUUCCGGCAUAAUCUACGACUACAUUCUAAAUCCCCGCAGAGAGAAACCUACCAAGGAGGUUUCUGAUGGCGACUCCUCUAGCAUCCACUCUGACGAAGACACCUACGAUGAUUUAGAUAAACCUGCUGCGCCAAAAUUUCACGGGUCUACGUAUAAUACAUACAGGCCAACAGCUGCCCCACCCGCAAAUAUAACAUCCGCUUUCCUCUAUCCUCCAACUAAAUUAGAAAGAGUAGAAUCACUCUAUGGUGGUACCAAAUCCCUCUGCUGCAAAUCGCCACCAUUGACUAGAGCUAAUCUAAACCGUUCACAGUCAGUUUACACCAAAUCUAAUAGCGCCAUCAACAAGGAUACAUCGACUCUACCAAGGCCCGGGCCAUUAGUACCUACUCAGUCUUUAUAUCCUAUGCGCUUGAAUCAACCAAACCAAAGCCACGUACAGAACCAGAACGUACAAAACCAAAUGCAGACUCAACGAUCUGAAAGUAUCUACGGUGUCCGCGGAGUAACCCCAGGAACAUCAUCGAGAAGCGAGACAUAUGCUUCGACCAGGGAAACAGAACGGCCUUACCCUUCAAGGAGCAAUUCGGAAGAUCAAAAACCGCAAAGACCUAGACCGGAUUCCGUAUACGGUAUAGUCGGAACUCAAGGUAGAAGAGGACAAUCCACUGCAUCGGAUGACGCUAAUUACGGACCGUACCAUAGCACAAACCAAAGGAAUACUGCAAGCGCCAAUGCACCAUACAAUGCUUCUAAUAAUUACCCCAGCAAGCCGGGAACCAACCCCACUUAUGCUACAAGACAGGAAGUAAGACAGUCGCCGCAGAAUCAACCAUUAGCUCAAGCCAGCAAUCCGCCUCCGAAUUACCAUCACACCCUCCCUCAGCACUCCCCGAAUCCUCAAUACUAAAAUGUCAAUGAAGGGUGUACAAUAACAAUAUAACAAACUGUAUUAUCAGCAGGUAUUCGUUGCUAUAGGUGUUUGUUAGUCAUGCGAAGCGCUUGUAUUACAUGCUAUACUGGAAAUUGAUGUAUCGAUGAAAAUGUAUGAGAAAAGUUUAAAAUAAGUUUGCGGAUGAUUUCCCCACAGACGUUGAGUUUUUCAUUAGACGCUUCAUCGUCAUAUAUGUUUAUUGUUGAGAAUGCGCUAGGGAUUGCUGAAACCUGAUCAUUACAGUCAGUGUUACGAGAGGAAUCUUUAUUUUCUUUGUAUAUAUUUUUCUACCUCCAAACAAGUUUCCCUUCCUUUCCUAUACUUAAAGACAAACAAAAAAAUCUACCCAGACGUUUCUGGUCUCCAAAGAAUAUUA